Schistosoma rodhaini is the source of this 6553-nucleotide messenger RNA. The record is from the annotation of a GenBank genome assembly. Lineage: Eukaryota; Metazoa; Platyhelminthes; Trematoda; Strigeidida; Schistosomatidae.
AGUUAGCAGCAACCUAAGAAAUGGCGCAAUAAAUGAGCUAGUAUUUUCUCAUCCGGUGCUGAUGCCUUUAAUCCAAGCCACUUUAUCGUUUGUUGUGGAAUUACGCGAUUUCCAUAAUAUCGAUCUCUACCAUCGUGGCUAUUACCAAGUUCGUACUCACUUAAAAACAGGUGUGCAUCCCAGUGCGACUACUGGAUCUAACAAUAGUAAAUCAUCAGCAUUUGUUGAACCGCCAACCCGUUGGGAACGAGCUAGUACACGAUUCAAAGUACCAGAAGCUGUAAAAGCGAGUUACAUCGAACCGAGUGUUUCUGUUCCAGCUCACACACCAGACAAAGCAUGCAGCAAGACAUUGUUGAUCAUGUAUCGAGAUGAGUCGGCAAGACUAUGUGAUGUGUUUGAGCAGAGGGUGUUAGUCCAGGUCGAUCCGAUUAAUUUAGAGGAGUCUUUGGUAAGAAACGAUCUUUUCCUAUGCGUUGAGCUAUGGUUUGUCGAAGACCCACUUGAUAAACCCUUUGCUCCUGAAUUUCUGACUAAGGUAUGUGAGCGUCAACUACGUAUUCAUUUAACACCAUCUCGUGGACUUCACUAUCAUUUCACCGUAUUCUUCGAUUAUUUUCAUUUAUGUGCUAUUGAAUUAGCACUUUAUGGAGCAUUAACAAAUAUCACUUCAAGUAUUAUUAGUUGGCCAAAAUUUUCACCACAUAAUACACCAUUACAAACAAAUAACCAAAUAAUUAGUUUAGCUCAACAAACAUGGCAUGGUAUCAUUUGCAGUAUUAAACAGCCUAACAGAUAUCAUUUUGCACUCGCUAUUCAUCGACAUCUCUGUCAAAUAUUAUUAGCGGCAAGAGAAUCUAUGUUAUUAUUUUGGCGUGAAAGUCUUCCGUAUUUACCUUCAAAUGUGAAACCACGUAUUGAACCUGUUGACUUUCAAAGUAAAUUGGAUUCACUUGUACAAAUAGCUCAAAGCUUAGAAACCGAUGAUGAUUUAGCGAAUCAAAUUUCAUUUGAUGUUGCUCGUCUCUCAUCUCAAAAUACUGUUCUAUUUAAACAACUAUGUAAAUCUGUCACCUUACAAUCUAAACUAUCUGCUUUUUUACGUCGAAGGUUUCAUCAAAUUCGUAUGAAACGAUUGGCUGAGGCAUUUUUCUGUCAAGAAUUAUCACUUGUCAAUUUACUAGCUAUUUAUGAUUCAAGUGUUAUAGGACAUGAAUCACUUGCUAAUGAUGUUCGCCAAUCAGUUUAUUUUCAAAACCUCCCAACCUUACCAGUUACCUGUCGUGAGUUAGACGGUGAUGUUACUAAUCUACCUAUUAUCUUCGAAGACAUCUUCUUACCACAUAAUAAUAAUAGUAAUAAUAAUAAUAAGACAAAACCAUUGAAUUCAUCUCAAUCAAUUAAUGGUAAUACUAAUAAUGGAAUAUAUACAACCAAUACUCCAAAAGCAAAAUAUACAUCAAUGGAGUUGUUAACUCAUAAAUCUUCACCUCCAAUUGAUGAUGAUGAUGAUGAUGAUGCAUUUACACCAAUGAAAACUCGUUCGGAUGAUAAUGAGUCCGGUAUUUAUAUGGAAGAAGACGUGUUGGGAGUAAGAGUAGUAUCAAAGACUGCAAUUAAGACUAAGUCAACUGACUUAUCUAGCUGUGACACAAUGCCAGUUAAUAAAAAAGAAUCUACACCUAUAUCAAACUAUAUAUAUCCAUCAACUGCACCAAACCAUCCUUCAAACUAUCAACUUCAAAAUUUUUCUCAUUCAAGUCCUGAUCUCUUGUCACCAUCAACAUCAUUACAGCAAAUUCAUGUAACAACUAGACCAAUUUUUAAACCAUUUCUUACUACAGUUAACAAUAUCGCAACCCCAGAACUCUUAGUUAAUGGACAAUCUAAACGUAGAUUUCACUUACCUAGUAACCAUAGUCGGAAAUUUCAUUAUUUUGACAAGUCACGUGGAUCUAAUGUUUUAUCACAUUUAAAUAAUAAUAACUCAAAUGUUAAAUUAGUUGGUUACCGUUCUAUUCAACCAGUAGAGGACAACGUUACAAUGAAUCAAUAUUCUGGUUUAUCUGACAAUCGACGUAGAAUGACUGAAUCCUCUUUAAACAUGGAUUCCAAUAUAAAUCACUGUUCAUAUUCUUCUAGUGUCCUACGUCCUGUCGGUGGAUUGGCUAUUCGAGACAUGCGUUCUCGUUCCCUUUACAAUUUAUCACUUAAAUCAUCUCAAAUAAAAAGUACCAAUUUAGAAACGAUCAAUAUAAAUAAUAGUUCAUCAAAAUCUACAUCUUUAUCUAUGUUGAAUAUUUCAAGCGAACUGAACGAUACACCAUUGUUGCAAUGUUCAACAAACAAUAAAGACAGCAAUAUUUUAAAUUCAACUUCAUUUACGUCAUCUACAAAUUACACCAACUCAAAGUUGUCCAAUCGUAUUAAAUCUCAUGAAGUUAUUGCAUUAGGCACUUUAAAAAUACCUCCAACAAAACCACCCGGUGGAUGUGUACCAUCUGAACACAUAUCUGACGAAACAGAUUCCCUAUUGCCGUGUAAUCAUCUUUACAAAACUAAUAUUGGUAGCAGUUCUGUUUCCCUACCGAAUAUUCCACUUUCAUGUAUAAUUCCAAGAGUAGUUUCAGAAGGAUGUCUUACAAAUAUUUCAUCAGUAGAUCAAUUUUCUUGGAGUAAAUCUCGAAGGCGAGUAAAAGUGCGAAAUCUUAAAAGAAAUCAUAUGCUUCCUGCUAGAAAAUUGCACUGUAGUCAAUUAAAAACUUAUACUGCAGAUUUAGCCUAUUUGAGUAGUUGUUCAGAUUUACGCCUUGGUAUAUUAGAAAAUGAAUUUAAAACCAUAAAUUAUCACCCAUUGCCAAUAAAUGAUUCUUUUAAAAUGAUUUCAAAUGCAUCUAUUCCUAAUUCUUCGUUUGAAUUAAAGAAACGUUUAACUAAAUCAAGUACCAUUUUAUCAACCAAUGAAGAAUUCAUUUUGAAUAAACCAUCUUGGCUGACAUCAUCAUUUUCUAAUAUUGACUUGGUGGAUGGUAUGCAACAACAGAGUAUGAAUGGUUAUAGUUUUCUAUCACAUUGUUGGCCCAAUCAACGGAAUACUACUGGUAGUCGUAAUCAUUAUAGGCAACAGGCAAAUAGUUUAAAAACGUAUAAAGGUCAUUUAGUGAGUGCAACUUAUACUGAUGGUAAUGAUAAAAGGCGGUCCACCAUCACUACUCACAAUAAUAAUAUCAGUAACAAUUAUAUUUACGAUAGUAAUGAUAAUAAUAAUAAUGGUAAAUACCAGCGACCGAAAUCACUAACUGUUGGAAAUAAUCAAGAGAAUAGAUUAAAUCAACAAAUUAUUACUGAAUUACAUGACUUUUCCGCAAGUAUAACAUCUUGUCAGUAUGAUCAAGGAAGAAAAGUAAAUCAUCUGAAUGGUCCUGUUGAUACAACUCAAGCAACUAUUGACAACUGCAUUAAUAAACAACGUUUAUCUAGUAAUUCUGAUUCUUCACAUUCAUCAUUACAUUGUAAUAAAUGUUUACCAUCAUUACCUGCAGAAUCAUCAUCAGCAUUAUUAUUAUCAUCGAUACACGAUAACCGAUUGAAAGAAUGCGGUUAUCAGGUUUCCAAUUUAUUAAGUAGUGAUGAAGAAUUAUCAAAUAAAAAUUCACCGAAACUUAGUGUUAUAGAAAUGUUGAACACCAUCGAUUUGGACAGUUGUAAUGAUGUACUACCUAAAAAAGCUACAACUAUCAACUAUGCUACUUAUAAGAGUUGCGAACUUUCAACACAUUCACUUACUAAUCAAAAACAAUUUCAAAAAACAAAAUCUUUAACUUAUACAUCUUCGUUAUCAUCCAAAGAACAAAAUGAUAAUAAUCGAAAUACAUUAAAUGGUAUCCAUUUAGAUAUUAAAAAAACUCACUCACUUGUUGAUAUAUUAUCACCUGGUGUAAUAGAAUUUUUACGUUUGAAAGAACAUGUUAAACGACAAAUCGCACCACAUUUUCAAGGUUAUGUUUAUAGUGAUUUCGCUACACUUGCUGCACCAUAUCCAUAUUUUUCAGAAGCACCUGUAUUCAGUGGUGAUGUACAUCUUAUAGUUUGUGUUCAUGGUCUAGAUGGUAAUUCAUGUGAUUUACGUCUUGUACGUGUUUAUCUUCAAUUAGCUUUACCAGAUUGUAAUUUACAUUUCCUUAUGUCAGAGUGUAAUCAAGACGAUACAUUCGGUGGUUUUGAUAUGAUGAGUGAGAAACUAGUUAAUGAAAUUGCAAAUUAUAUCGAUGAAAUGGAUGAAAAACCAAAGCGAAUUAGUUUUAUUGGACAUAGUAUGGGUUGUAUUAUAAUACGUGCAGCAUUAUUGAAUUCACGGAUGGAACCAUAUUUGUCUAAAUUGCACACAUUUCUAUCUUUAAGUGGUCCACAUUUAGGUACAGUAUACAAUUCAUCUGGUCUCAUUAAUAUGGGCAUAUGGGUUAUGCAAAAAAUUAAAAAAUCGGAAAGUCUUUCACAAUUAAGAAUGCGAGAUGAUCCGGAUUUACGUAAUACAUAUUUAUAUCGUUUAAGUACUAGUCCUGGCUUGGAUCUAUUUCGUUAUGUUCUGUUAGUUGGAAGUCCACAAGAUCGUUAUGUACCGUAUCAUUCAACACGGAUUGAAUUGUGCAAAGCUGCAAUUAAAGAUUCUUCUACUCUUGGGAUUAUUUAUAUGGAAAUGGUUACAAAUUUAUUACAACGUUUCAUUCAAUCAACCCGUACCACUGUAGUGCGUUAUGAUGUACAUUAUAAUUUAACAAAUUCAGCAAAUACACUAAUUGGUCGUGCUGCUCAUAUCGCUGUGUUAGAUUCUGAAAUAUUUUUAGAAAAAUUUAUUUGUGUUUCAGGUGCUAAAUAUUUCCGGUGAUUAUAAUUGAGUGUACUUAAAAAUGGUAUACAGUCUGCCGCUUGCUAUGUUAUUAUUAUUAUUGUCUAUAUUGAAAAAGAAUGAUAAUGUUAUGCAAUUCAACGUAACUUCUGUUUACAAAGUUGUACACAUGUAUCCGGUUAUACUCUAUUGUUUGGUAGCUAAAUGCAAUAUCUGUUCGAAUUACUCGAUUCAACAAAAGAAAUCUUAAUAUACAAGAAGAUAUAUGGAGGAAGUACGCAAAAGUCUAUCGCAUUUACAUGUUUUCUACAGUACAUUUUAUGUAUAUAUGUGUAUGUUGUAAACCUUUAUUCAAUUAUAAAUUGUAUUCGAACAAACAUAUCAACUAGUGACAUUGGGUUUUUUUUCACUUUACUCAUUAUUUACUUAUUUCACUCCCCUCCUACUUCUUAAUGUUUUCUAAUAAUAGAAUUCCACAAUUUCAGUAGUUUACCCAGUGUACUUAUUUUGUUUUGUUUUGUUCCAAUGCAUAGUAGGAUCAGUAAUGUGUGUUUCUUAAAUACUACUGAAAUACAUACUGCUUGUAAAACGAUAUCAGUAAUAGAAGUAAUAGUGUUGAGAACAACAGUGAACUGUAUGUUCGUCUUUGUCUGCUUAGUUUGUAUUGAUGAUUACGUAUAGAUUUUUUAAUAAUCAUACUCAGUAUUGCAAGUUUAUUUUUACUUUCCUUUACAUAAUCAUACAUACUAAUAAAUGAUAUAGGAUAUAGGAGCCUCCAUUUCUCGUAUUAUGUGUGCAAAUGCAACAACGCACACGCAUUGUGAUCAGCUUCUUUUUCAAAUUUGUUAUUUUGUGUUUCAUUCCUACAUACUUUGUUCAUUGUUUGUACUUCUUUUGACAAUCGCGUGUUGUUUUGUUUCUUUACGUCAUUUUCUAUUUCGACUGCCAUAUUCUAUAUCCUCAUGAUUAAUAACACACAAGGAGGUAACAAUGACGAACAAUGUAUGUAUGUGCUCUCAAAAAGUCCUAGAAAGAAAAACGAAAAAUACAGUGGUAUGAUAACCAAUAGUGUCACUGUUAAUUCAUAAUGUAUUCAUGAAUAUUGUAUCAUGUACGGAUCUGUUCAUUUCUUUUUCAAUUUGUCAUUGUUAUCAUUGUUGCUGGGACGAAUGAUGUUACUUCGUUGUAUUAGUUUGUUGUUGUAUUAUUUUUCUGCUCCGUAAAUGCUAAUCUGAUUAUUGCAUUUCUAUAGGUCUACUUCGCAGCAACAACAACACUCCCUUCUUUCAUUUCUGCAUAGUCUAGACUUUUAACUGCACUCACAAUGUGACAACAUUUGUUCAAUUGAUACAAAACUUGUAUUGUUAUUUAGAAAGCAAACAUGAAAUAUUGUUAACAUUAAAAUUAUUAUUCUCUUGGCUACUUUUAUUACCAAGUGUUUUAAACAAACAUUCAAAUUACUACUUGGAUAAAUCCCUAAUGUUUUUUUAUUUUGUGCCUUAUGGUGGUAAUGUAAUCGAUAUAUCCUGAUUCCAGUUAUUAUUCCAGCAUAUCUGAAAUACCCACACAGGAUCCAUACGCAGUCAUUCAUCUAACCUUACCUUGUCAAUAUGAGGGACCGACACGAUUUACCUUCGCGUGUCUGGUGACUCCACCGCUACUUCCAGUGACUUCGCCGAAGUAGUGUGAUGUUUAAGAGUAUUUGAA